This is a messenger RNA of Paraglomus brasilianum, 3564 nucleotides long. The record is from the annotation of a GenBank genome assembly. Lineage: Eukaryota; Fungi; Glomeromycota; Glomeromycetes; Paraglomerales; Paraglomeraceae.
AUGCGGUCUACAAGAGAGAGUGCUAUCGUGGUUUCACCGGAGGGAAAAUUUAUUGCUACAUGUUAUUAUAACAAAGUAAAAGUAUGGAAGUUAUCCGAGAAGGAAGAACUGGUAAAGAUAAAAGAAACAUUCGGUAGCGUGAAUUACGGACUUGCUAUUUCUGAUCAUGAAUAUCUGGCGGUUGGUCAUGUUGUAAUUUCUUUUGGAGAAGAAGAAGACCCGUCACUCGAACCAGAACUAAAAAGUCGGAGUUUAGAAUCAAACGUACGUGGCCUCAAUCAAGACACAAAUACAAAUGAUUUUAACAACGUUCAUUAUACGUUUCUUCGAUCUCGUGAAUUUGUUGUUGUGAAUGAUGUCGGCGUUCAUCGAUAUGAUUCUUGUGAAAACCGCCGGAAAGGCGAAACUACUGCUACUCCAACAAAAGAAGAUGAAGAGGUGAUAGUACCCACCGGCGAACCAGAUGAACAAAACUGCCGGAAAGGCGAAACUACUGCUACUCCAACAAAAGUAGAUGAAGAAGUGAUAAUAUCCAUCGACGAACCAGAUGAAAAAAACCGCCGGAAAGGCAAAAUUACUACUCCAACAAAAGAAGAAGAGGUGAUGGUAUUCACCGGCGAACCAGAUGAAAAAACCCGCUGGAAAGGCAAAACUACUGCUACUCGUAAAAAAAACCGCUGGAAGGGCGAAACUACUGAAUUUGACUGGCCUUUUACAACAGAGGAAGCUUUCGAUAGACCAAUCCAACAUGUUCAAUACUCUAUCAUCAACGGGAAAUUAAUAUGCAAGUGUGGUAACACCCUGACACAAUGGGAUCUUGCUACUAAAGAAAAGGAAAUGGAAUACUACGCCGGACAACCGGACGAAGUUUGCGUUAUUACAAUAGACUCUGGAAGUACUCUAUCUGCAUUUGUAACUGGGAAUGAUGAUGACGAUGCUCAGACAUUGACAGUGUACUGGAUACAAACAAGACUUCCGAUGUCGACGAUACGAGUAAAGAAUGAUGCCGAUGAUUGGAUCGUUGCUAUGGAGUUUAUAGAGACAUGGGAUUAUCUAUUGUUGCUAACAGUGACGAAAAGAGGAAAGGCUAUGAUAUGGUAUCCGUACAAUCUCUCCCUAGAACCUGACAAAGACUUCAGAACUCCGCACCAUCUGUACCGAGAACCUCCUAACGAAGGCUUCGGAACUCCACUGGAUACAAUUAAUCUUCAAGAGCACGUCGGCCUGGCUGAAUGGACGCCUAAGCGGACAUUUGUCAUAUGUGCGGUAGAAGACCGCAUCAAGGACCUCCCCAAGCAUCUAUUCAAUCGCUCACCAAGCGCUACGCCUAUUCGGCAUCUUUCAUUAAAGGAAGACAAUUCAUGUUCGGGUGGUUCUGAAACAAAUUCAUCACUGAUUAAUACUCAAGAAUUUGAAUAUUUCGGAAAGGUGACACAUUCAAAAAUUUGGGAUAACGGUGAUCUGGUUAUAUUAACCGUUAGAUGUUUAUGCAUAUUUUAUCUCAGCGAUGAUGAUACUAUCGAACUUAGUUAUUACUGGGAUAAUGGAAUGAGGCCUAGUAGCAUAGUCAAUUAUCUGUUAGAUCUGACAGAAAUUUCUCUCGACGAACUAAUGGAUGACGUCUGGUCAAAGUUGCUUUAUGCGGUGCUUAACGAUGCUGAUAAACCCUUGCCUCCACCCAGUUUCAAAAGUAUCUGGUGGCAUAAGCGAAAGGCAGUAGAAAGUAAUGAUGGGCCAAGAAUUCAAUUAUUUGAAAAUCUCAUUAAUUUAUUGAUAACUAGAGAUAAUCUGGCCAAGUAUGGAAAUAUAAUGUUCGCCGAAGCAAUUAAGCAUCGAGAGAAAGCUGUAGUCGAGUCUAUAAUGGAGACUUGUAUUGAUCUCUUCCGCAAUGACCCGUUUGGGUGUUUUGGCUUCUUGCAAAUUGUAGCCGAUUCACUAUCAGAACUACGUGCACACUAUCCCGAUAGAGCCGCAAAUUAUAUUUCGACUAUAAGUUUUGUGGUGGCUCCACACUGUGACUCUGUAAACGCUUUGACACUAUCUUUUGAUCGUAUUUGUACUUUUGCAAACAAGCCAGGAAAUCCGAGCAGAUUCAUCAAGCGGAGCCAAUUCCAUAAUAUAAUGAAAGUAUAUAUUAAUGCACGGCAAAGAUUUUUUAAGUCUUUAUGGCGACUUGUACGGUCAUCUAUACUGACAUCAGCAGGACACAAAACUAUAUUGACAUCAGCAUGGCUACUGUUAAUGAAACACUCUGUCCUGACCACUAUCAUCAGUGUAGUCGACUUUAUGGAAAGUUUUGGGUAUAGUAGAAAAAGACUUUUCAAGAGACGGUCUACAUUAUCUUUCGUUGUUCGGCUGCCGAACUUUUGUUCAUACCCCCGGCAGUAUUCAGCGGCGAAAGACUUCUUGUUCCCAACACCGAGUCCAUUCAUUAAGACUGCCAUUAGCAGAGCACCAGAAUUGUUUAGAACGUGGGAUGGAGAAGCAUUGGUAAACUUUAAAUGGCAAAAAUUUGGGCUCCGUUAUUACAUAUUCAUUUGCAUAAAGUUUAUAGUAUUUUCCGUAUGCUUCAUAAUUGCAAUAUCACAAACAGAAGAUUCCUCAAACAGAAAUACGAGACAAAAUCUCUUCUUAGCAUCUGUUGUGCUCGCUGUAUGGCAUCUUCAUGUUGAGGUUAGGCAAUUUAUAUGGAACCCGAAAUAUUAUGUCUUCUCACCAUGGAAUUGGUUCGAUUGUGGUGCAUUUAGUUUUCCUCUUGCUACUGCUGUAAAUUAUCUGCAGGAGAAUGACUCACCAAGAUGGAUGACAUCAUUAUCCGUUUUCCUUCUUUGGAUUAAGUUUCUGUCCCUUCUUCGACCGUUUGAGUAUUUUGGAAUCUAUAUAACAAUAAUAUUUGGCGUUAUACAGCAAAUAUUCUCGUUUCUGGUGAUCCUUGGAAUUAUGGUCAUAGGAUUUGCGCAUGCGCUCUUUGUAUUGUUGAAACCAGAGCCUGACGCCUCAUGGGAAAGGCCGUCAAGUCCACAGAAUAGCGAUCCUAAUGAUCCAUGGAAGCUGACAGCAUCACUCACUACAACGCUAGACAAUGGAACAAUCGUAGAUGGCACAUCAUUAGUUGUGAAACCAGAUGAAAAUACUAAUGUAUAUAUGUGGUUCACUACUUCGCUCUUGGGAGCAUACAAGUUUCUUGUUGGUGACUGGUCGUCAGUUGCAAAUUGGGGCCCAAAUGAGAAUCCAUUACUAGUCAUGAUGACGGUCUUAUUCUCUUUCUUUGUUGUGAUUUAUUUGAUGAAUCUCUUUAUUGGAUUGUUAAAUAACGCAAUCAAUGCAUAUAAUGAAUAUGCGUCAUAUUUAGCACAGAAAGCAGAGGUAUUGGCAGAGAUCGAGUUGUUCUAUCUUACUCCAAAUCAACGAAGAUCAGAAUGGUUUCCCAGUACUAUAUAUUUCGAGGCUGAUACCGAAGAAAUACGGAAAGUUAUGAAAGAGAAUAUUCAGGCCGAUCCUGAUUAUCCAUCUAAACUCUCAAAACACAGCAAGAAAAUGUUGGAAAUUCUGAAUAUUAGAUAA